AUGUUCGUCCCUAAAGCCGGUGGUCGCAAUACUCGUCGACGCCAGCGAACAAGCUCAGAUGACUCUGUCAACCCACCGAAGGCCAAGAGACAGCGCUCCGUCCUGCGACGCCCAGACGAAUCCCCUUCCGAUACCAACCUUGGGCGUGAGCUCGCAAAAUUAGCAACCCCCACUGCGCCAAAUGGUGACCUUACCCCUACGGAUCAGAUCAACGCCGAGUCGCAUCUAUCAACCCGUGUUGUAAAACAAGGCGAUGGAUCUGUAAACAAUAAUGAGGGGACAAUCGUUCUGUCAAGCACCGAUUUUUACACCGUUGAGCAACUGCCCUCUUUGCCAGAUCAAAUUCGUGGCUUACAAUCAGAACCGCUCAAGUGCUUUUUCGGACCAGGUCAUGCUCACGCACUAGCUUUGACUCGCUCGCAUGCCAUCGUGUGGCCCUAUUCUGCGCCUGCUUCGUCCCCAUCUCCGUCGGAGACGUUCACGGUAUCGAUUCCGGAGUCUUGCAGAGAUCCCAAAGGCGCCGUCCCACUCGGAGUUCUAUUAUCCACGGCUACAGGAGACCACCCCGGGCUCUUGGUGAUCAUCCCAUCUACAGGAAAAGUCAUUUACUGGGAGACUGUGUCCAGCGCCGCGUCGCUGGGUUUAUCCCGACAAAAGCAGAAUGGCAUCCAAGGAUCCACCCCUGGCAUGCUUUCCGGUGAGUAUGCCACGGAAAUACUCAAUGCGGAGCCUUCAGGAAUCAUCGCUACAUUCUCGUCCGGGCGAGUGGCACACAUCACCCUGAGGGACCCCCAGGGAAAGCCUUCGGUGCUCGUGAAUUUCCUCAGAAGCACUGCAGGGACUGGAGGCGGUGGAAUUUUCGGGGGCAUCAAGAGCGUAUUCGCAGGCGGGUCCUGGAGAAAAGAGGUCACUGCCGUUCGGGCCGGUGGUUCCCACCAACGUGGCCAGCGAGAUGUCAUUAUUGCAACUUCGACCGGACUGGUUGAGAUAUGGGACACGCAUUGGAACCACGGGAAUACCCUCAAAAAACGAUACGAUCUCAAGGAUGAAAUCCUGGCGGCUCUCCCUGAAAAUCACACGAACUCGACAAAUGAUCCAGAGCUCAAAUUCGUGGACUUUGCGUUCUCUGCCCUGCAGUAUUCCGACGAUGCUGUUCAACUUUCCGAUGGGUCCUGGCGCCUCUUUCUGGUUGUCAGGUCGCCUCAAUGGUUAGAAACUAGGGAGCUAUUCGUGGUUCAAGUUCACUUGUCAGGAAACGAAUCUCGGGUCAUGUCAACGCAUGCUGUGGAUCUUCGCCAUAUUUCUCCAUCCCUCCUCGAAACCUCGAAACCCAAGAUAUUUGUCCCGAAGCCAGAAGAAACCGCGUUCAUCCUUAUUGGCCAGUCUCUUGUUAUCUUGUCGUUGACAAGUGUCGAAGAGAGCCCAUCCUCACAACUGCUUCUCGAUUCCAACAAGUUGCCUCUACCUUUCCAAGACAUCAUCCACUUGCGCUCUGGCACCGACCACGAAAUACUGGGCUCCAUCUCAGAGGACCAAUCGAACGAUACGCCUUGCGCAGCAUGUGUGCUCAUGCUUCGGAAUUUCGGUGUUAUUCGUGUGACGGCACUUCCUCGCCCUGGAACAGAACAGGAUGUCGACGAGCCUCAAGUCACAGCAAAGCACAAGCUUGAGCAGGCGGUUUUCUUUGGGACCAUGGCAAAGAAUCCGUUGAAUCUAUCCAGCGAAGGCGACUUGAACUUCCCUCCAUCGGAAAUGGAGCAAGCAUCUUUGGAAAUCUGCAGGGAGCUGCUUCAAUCCGAGACUCGCUUCAUUCCCACCACUGCUAUUUCACUAGAGCAAAAUCUCCGGUUGAGAGCAAAGGCACUGGAUGACCUUGCCUCAUUGCUAUCACGCCAAGGCAAUCCUUUGAGUCGACCGGCAAAGUGGGAGUUGCUGUGGGCUGCGGAAAAAAUUGCAGCACAAAGAGCCAUGUGGAAGAUUCAAGAGGCCUGCAAGAACAAGAAUGGAGACGAGGAGCCUUUCCUCGGCCAUGUCAUUGGAUCCAUGCACGAUAAAUUCAAGACCCCAAUCAACCCCCAACACGGAGAGACCGAUCCGGUGCGUCAAUGGUUCCUGAGAGACUCUUACCGCAUGGAGCAUAUCAUCCCAUGGAUCAAGAACGCAAUCAAGAUUGGCCGGGGCAACACUUCCAACCCUGCGCGUGCGUUGUCAGAGAAGAUCCUGGCAGCUAGUGAACUGUUCCUGGCUGUCACGGAGACUGCUUUCCGAUAUCGCGAUGAGCACGUUGUACUUUAUGGUCUUCGUGAGGACUUCCUGGAGGAUGGUGUGCUUUCCGAUGGAUAUGAAGAUCUUCCCGAGUUCUGGACAUCAAGAGCUGUUGGUUACUCUGAAGCAGGGCAUUUACUCGAUUUAGAACUGGAUAGUUGCCGGUCGUGGAAAACACCCGCAUCGGCUGCAGAUGCCCCUGACACACAUGUUUUGAAUCAAGUUGCGAAGAACAGCUAUCGACACCUUCGUGUGAUCGGUCAAAUGCAUCGCGAACGAACUCGAUGGCUUUCUGCCCAAGGAGAUCCCAAAUUAAUGGAUGAGAGUGUCGCGAUUGAGCAGACCCAUGUUGAAGACCGCAAAUGGCAACUCUUCAAGCUGGCUGGUAUCGAUCAUCUUGCCGAUGCGGUCGAGCUGGCAGAAAGCUUCGGAGACAUGGGAGCGUUGGUCGAGUUGAUCAUCGAGCUUCAAGACCAAAAGGCAAAUCAACAUUCGCGUUCAGAUCCCUCAAAUGAUGUUUCCAAUCAAACUGAGAUCGAUGCCGACCAAUUGAUCGCCAAGUAUUUCGACAAAUUCGGUGACCAAUGGGCGGAUGCAUACUUCUCCCGGCAAAUCGCGAUGGGUUAUCCAGGAAUUCUGUUUACCAUGCGAAAAUACCAAACUGCCAUCACUCGAUUCCUUCGAAGUAACCCCGCAUAUUCUCGCCUGAGCUGGAUUAACGAUGUCACCGGCGAAGACGACUAUGACACCGCCGCAGCCUCAUUGGAGAAUCUAGCGCUUGGUGAGAAAGACUUGUGGAGCCACCGGGUAGAGAUCUCGCUAGCCAAGCUAGGCAAACUAGCGACGCAGGAGCGAAUGGAUUCUCCCGUUGUGACUUCUACUUUGCAAGAGGAUGUGAAACGUCUUGAUGACUACGUUGAGGUCGAUGGGAUCCAAGACAUCCUCUAUGGGCACAUGGAGCCUAUUCUGCAGGGUGCUAUUGACCGAAAGGCAGAAGUUGAACUAGCGAUCGGUCACUAUGGAGAUCAUAUCUUCGAAGAUCGGCCAUCGCUUCAUGAAAUCUUGAGCGAUGCUCUCUCUACCUUGAUUGACCGGCAGGUUGUCGGUGCCGAUGGCCUGAUUGAUAUCUUGACCUUGAUGGGUCCUGCUCAGCUCGCAGAUGAUGGAGAGAGCGAGUUUGUACGAAGCGAGUUCCAUCUUGCCUUGCAGGCUCUUGACUAUGGACGAUAUGGCCAGCGAGACCCAUCCUACCUCAUGGCUUUGCAGAGGUUGAUCUGGCGACGGUGCUUGAUCAAAGAUGAUUGGGUAGCUCGGGGCAAGGCUGCUGAGGGGGCCAACGGCAAUACACACAACUCGGUCGCCGACACGGCGCUCUACCGAUCGCUAACUGCAUGCUUGGGAGAACCUCGAAAUGCUGGUCUGCACUCUCUCUACACACCUCUCUCGCCGGCAGAGGCUCUGAUGACUGAUUCCGAUUCCGAUAUUCUUGUCUCACGGUUCCGCCCAGAGCAAAAGUCUCGUGUGGCAUCCGAUCUUAAGACCGAAAAUGAUAUUUUGCGCGAGUGCAUUGAGGUCGGAAAACUUGAUUUCUGGUUCCAAAACCUCCGGGAAACUGCAGAGGUCCACAUCUCACCCCCGAAAUAG
This is a messenger RNA of Penicillium concentricum, 3909 nucleotides long. Its product is annotated as putative nuclear pore complex subunit Nup133. Gene Ontology annotation, molecular function: structural constituent of nuclear pore; protein binding. Gene Ontology annotation, biological process: protein import into nucleus; poly(A)+ mRNA export from nucleus; transcription-dependent tethering of RNA polymerase II gene DNA at nuclear periphery. Bases 1 to 3909 code for a protein of 1302 amino acids. The transcript is spliced from 4 exons. The record is from RefSeq and is a predicted model, not a curated record. Gene Ontology annotation, cellular component: nuclear pore outer ring. Lineage: Eukaryota; Fungi; Ascomycota; Eurotiomycetes; Eurotiales; Aspergillaceae.